AUGGUCACGAAGUUCCUCAGAGUACUGACCAGCGGAGUCUUCUACCUACACUCCCGUCACUUACCACGACCAGUCCUCCUACUUACACUCCCGUCACUUACCACGACCAGUCCUCCUACUUACACUCCAGCCACCUACCACGACCAGUCCUCCUACUUACACUCCAGCCACCUACCACGACCAGUCCUCCUACUUACACUCCCGCCACCUACCACGACCAGUCCUCCUACUUACACUCCCGUCAACUACCACGACCAGUCCUCCUACUUACACUCCAGCCACCUACCACGACCAGUCCUCUUACUUACACUCCCGCCCCCUACCACGACCAGUCCUCCUACUUACACUCCCGUCACUUACCACGACCAGUCCUCCUACUUACACUCCAGCCACCUACCACGACCAGUCCUCCUACUUACACUCCAGCCACCUACAACGACCAGUCCUCCUACUUACACUCCCACCACCUACCACGACCAGUCCUCCUACUUACACUCCCGUCACUUACCACGACCAGUCCUCCUACUUACACUCCAGCCACCUACCACGACCAGUCCUCCUACUUACACUCCAGCUACCUACAACGACCAGUCCGCCUACUUACACUCCCGUCAACUACCACGACCAGUCCUCCUACUUACACUCCCACCACCUACCACGACCAGUCCUCCUACUUACACUCCAGCCACCUAUCACGACCAGUCUUCCUACUUACACUCCCGUCAACUACCACGACCAGUCCUCCUACUUACACUCCCACCACCUACCACGACCAGUCCUCCUACUUACACUCCCGCCACCUACCACGACCAGUCCUCCUACUUACACUCCCGCCACUGA
Messenger RNA from Pecten maximus, 840 nucleotides. RefSeq names its product mucin-2-like. The record is from RefSeq and is a predicted model, not a curated record. Bases 1 to 840 code for a protein of 279 amino acids. The transcript has a single exon. NCBI's taxonomy places the organism in Eukaryota, Metazoa, Mollusca, Bivalvia, Pectinida, Pectinidae.